AUGGUCCGCCUGAAAAGCCGCUACCUCCUCAUAGACAUCCUCUACCCAGACCCCAAAACCUGGCCAACAACCAACUCCUCGAAGCCCCAGAACCCAACACUAUCAAUCCACGCCCCAACCUCCGACACACUCACACCAGGCUUCCUCGCAAAGAUGGUGCGCGAGACAGUAUCCGAGCUGUAUGGUGACUGGGGCGUCGGCAAGCUCGGCGGUGCCAGUGCUAGCGGUUUAAACAUAAAAUACCUUUCCCCAGCAACAUCAACCGCUAUAAUUCGGUGCCCGCGCCCCUCCUACCGUCUCGUCUGGUCGGCAUUGACUUACAUGUCCGGCGUGCCGGAAACGAAUGCCAAUGGCGAUGGGCAGAGACGGACUGGGACGGGGCGGGAGCGGGGGUGUGUGUUUCGCGUGAUUCGUGUUUCGGGGACGAUGCGGAAGGCGGAGGAGGAGGCUAUUCGUCGGGCGAGACGGGAGAUUGUGCGUGUUAAGGAUGCUGAGGAGAGGGGCGUGUUGGGUGGGUUGGUUGGUGGGGUUGGGGAUGUUCUUGGGCGUGUUGACAUGGAUGUGGAUGUGGAUGUUGGGGUUGGGGUUGGGGAUUUGAGUGGGAGUGAGGAUGGGAUGGAUUGCGGGGAUAGUGAUUGA
Penicillium nucicola is the source of this 639-nucleotide messenger RNA. Its product is annotated as Rpp14/Pop5 family protein. Gene Ontology annotation, biological process: tRNA 5'-leader removal. The transcript has 2 exons. The coding region runs from base 1 to 639 and encodes 212 amino acids. The record is from RefSeq and is a predicted model, not a curated record. Gene Ontology annotation, cellular component: ribonuclease P complex. Lineage: Eukaryota; Fungi; Ascomycota; Eurotiomycetes; Eurotiales; Aspergillaceae.